AUGGAUCUCCCGAUCCUUCUACCAACGCCAUCCUCGUCAGCCCUACUGCCGCUCGACAACUACCUCUCGGGCAACAUUUUAAAUCCCGACCAGGUCCACCGAGUGCCCAUGCGCGCACCCCUCUCAGCGCCCGUGUCCACAACGCCCCUUGGAGACUUUCAGCGUUCCUGUCAAGCCGCGGCCCUUGUCGCGCGCGCUCUCGAGUGGAGGGCCGCCAGCGAGAGUGAGCGCUCAGACGCCCCCGUAUCGGCCGCGUUUGGCGCCUUGGACCUGGAGGCGAGGGAAAUGGUUGAAGUCAUGUUGAUGCAGGAGUGCCGGGCACCUUGCAGCGAUGCCAUCUCCAUGUGUCUGACACUCCUUAUCCUCCUCUCGUCCACCGUCUUGGAAUCUUCGAGCCUCUCCCUCACCUCUCCCGACAUUACCCUAAAGGCCUUGUCCACCCUCAACUUUUCCACCCGCCUCAUCAUUGAUGCCUAUUCGAGCCUGGCCGUCGGCUCGCCGGUACCUCACCCGACCAGUGCGCCCCAGCCGCUUCAUGCUCAGUCGCGAGCUUCGGUUUUGAGGUUCCCUCUCCCGUCCGCCGUCCAUGCCGUGCACGGAGCGAUGCUUGCGGCGGACGCUUUACCCCUGUGGGCGAGGGCGACGUUGCCAUUCUUCGUGGCGUAA
Molecule: messenger RNA, 666 nt
Organism: Parascedosporium putredinis
Lineage: Eukaryota; Fungi; Ascomycota; Sordariomycetes; Microascales; Microascaceae
Source: the annotation of a GenBank genome assembly